Messenger RNA from Sardina pilchardus (European sardine), 9048 nucleotides. It is a transcript of the gene myo18ab, whose product is annotated as myosin XVIIIA b. Gene Ontology annotation, cellular component: myosin II complex; myosin filament; cytoplasm. NCBI's taxonomy places the organism in Eukaryota, Metazoa, Chordata, Actinopteri, Clupeiformes, Clupeidae. Bases 237 to 6458 code for a protein of 2073 amino acids. Gene Ontology annotation, biological process: actomyosin structure organization. The transcript has 41 exons. Gene Ontology annotation, molecular function: ATP binding; cytoskeletal motor activity; actin filament binding. The record is from RefSeq and is a predicted model, not a curated record.
CUGCCCGUUCCUACAGCGCUUUCUUCGGCUAUCCAGAGAGGACUCAGUCACCAGUGUCACCCAUUACCCAGAGAAAGCUGGAUACUGGAUAACGGCCUGGUGAAAUAGAGGAAAUAGAGUCCUCUGCCUUCAACCCCUCCUUUGCCUCUCUGUAUGGCAGAGCCGCUUCCGUGUGAUGACCUUGUAGACACACCGCUUGGACGUCGCAGUGACCGGAGCAGCCAACCACCACCACCAUGUUCAACUUCAAGAAGGACAAAGAGAAGGAUGGCGCGCGCAAGGACAAGAAGGACAAGAAGGACAAGAAGGAGCGCAUGUCGGCCGCCGAGCUGCGCAGCCUGGAGGAGAUGAGCAUGCGCCGGGGCUUCUUCAACCUCAACCGGGGCUCCAAGCGCGACUCCAAGAACAAGCUGGAGAUCUCCAACCCCAUCCCCAUCAAGGUGGCCAGCAGCAUGGAGCUGAGCUUGACCGACAUCGAGUCGGACGGCCUGAGCAACCGCAGCAGCAUGGUGCUGGACAUGGACCAGCUGAGCGCGGCGAGCUCCAGCGACGACCUGAAGGGCGACUACGGCGGCGGCGACCCGCGGGACGGCCAGCUCCGCAGCUCGGUGAAGGAGCGGGCGUCUCGCUUCGGCUCGCUGGCGGCCAUCCCGGGCUCGCAGGUGGCCGGGCAGAUCAUGAAGCGCUUCUCGUUCUCCCAGAGGAGCAAGGAGGAGAGCCCGUCCGAGGGCUCCACGCCGUCCGGCCAGAACUCGGCCGCGCCGUCCCCGCAGGUGGAGACCAAGGUGUUUGACCCGCAGCGCAAGCAGAGCCUCCACAACCAGCACCGGGCGUCGCUCCCGCCGCCGCCCGGCCCCCCGAAGAGGCUGCGCAUCCCGGAGGUGGUGGACAAGACGUUCGCGGCGGACCUGCGUCUCCCGGUGGUGAUCCCGCCGCACACGCCGGAGGCCCGCGAGCUGGAGCUGCAGCGGCGCAACACGGGCGACUUCGGCUUCUCGCUGCGCCGCACCACCAUGCUGGACCGCGGCGCCGACGGCGCCGUCUACCGCCGCGUGGUCCACUUCGCCGAGCCCGGCGCCGGCACCAAGGACCUGGCGCUGGGCCUGGUGCCGGGCGACCGGCUGGUGGAGAUCAACGGGCGCAACGUGGAGAACAAGAGCCGCGACGAGAUCGUGGAGAUGAUCCGGCAGUCGGGCGACACGGUGCGCCUCAAGGUGCAGCCCAUCCUGGAGCUGAGCGAGCUGAGCCGCUGCUGGCUCCGGAACACCGAGGGGCUGCGGCGCGAGGCCUUUGAUGUGAAGACCGAAGAGCAGAUCGCCGCGGAGCAGGCAUGGUACGGCUCCGAGAAAGUGUGGCUGGUCCACAAGGACGGCUUCUCCCUGGCUACGCUGCUGAAGACCGAGGCUGGCAGCCUGCCGGAGGGCAAAGUGAAGAUCAAACUGGAGCAUGACGGGACGGUGCUGGACGUGGACGAGGAUGACGUGGAGAAGGCAAACCCUCCGUCGUUUGACCGCUCAGAGGACCUGGCGUCGCUGCUGUACCUGAACGAGUCCAGCGUCAUGCACACCUUGCGCCAGCGCUACGGGGGCAACCUCAUCCACACCCACGCCGGGCCCAACAUGGUGGUCAUCAACCCCAUCAGCGCCCCCUCCAUGUACUCCGAGAAGGUCAUGCACAUGUUUAAGGGUUGUCGGCGGGAGGACACGGCCCCUCACAUCUACGCCGUGGCGCAGUCGGCCUACCGCAACCUGCUGACCACGCGCCAGGACCAGUCCAUCGUGCUGCUGGGCAAGAGUGGCAGUGGCAAGACCACCAACUGCCAACACCUGGUGCAGUACCUGGUCUCCAUCGCUGGCAGCACUGGCAAGAUCUUCUCAGCGGAGAAAUGGCAGGCAGUCUACACCAUCCUGGAGGCCUUCGGGAACAGCGCCACGGCCAUGAACGCCAACGCCAGCCGCUUCUCCCAGAUCGUCUCUCUGGACUUUGACCAGGCCGGCCAGGUGGCCUCCGCCUCCAUCCAGACCAUGCUGCUGGAGAAGCUGAGGGUGACGAAGCGCCCGGAGGCCGAGUCCACCUUUAAUGUGUUUUACUACAUGAUGGCUGGAGCCGACAGCACGCUCAGGACCGAGUUGCAUUUCAACCACUUUGCCGAGAACAGCGCCUUUGGAAUCGUGCCUCAGUCGAAGCCUGAGGACAAACAGAAGGCUGCUCAGCAGUUCACCAAGCUGCAGGCGGCCAUGAAAGUGCUGGGCAUCUCGGCCGAUGAGCAGAAAGCCCUCUGGCUCAUCCUAGGGGCCAUCUACCACCUGGGCGCCGCUGGGGCCACCAAAGCCGGACGCAAGCAGUUUGCCCGUCACGAGUGGGCGCAGAAGGCCGCCUACCUGCUGGGCUGCACGCUGGAGGAGCUCUCGUCCUCCAUCUUCAAGCACCAGGCCAAGGGCACCCUGCACCGCUCCGCCUCCUUCCGUGGGGGGCCGGACGACCUGGGCUCUGGGGACAGCUCAGGGCCCAAGACCACAGCGCUGGAGUGUCUGGAGGCCAUGUCAUCGGCCCUCUACUCUGAACUCUUCACUCUCGUCAUCUCCCUCGUUAACCGAGCGUUGAAGGCGAGCCAGCACUCCCUGUGUUCGCUGCUCAUUGUGGACACGCCAGGGUUCCAGAACCCACGCCUUGCCAAAAGUGCGCGCGGCGCCACCUUUGAGGAGCUCUGCCACAACUACGCCCAGGAGCGCCUGCAGACCCUCUUCCACGAGCGCACCUUUGUGCAGGAGCUCGAGCGCUACAAGGAGGAAAACAUAGAGCUUGCGUUAGAUGACAUAGAGCUCGGUACAUCUAUGUCUGUAGCUGCUGUAGACCAAGCCUCGACUCAAGCGCUGGUGCGUACCUUGGCCCGCACCGAUGAGGCUCGUGGACUGCUGUGGCUGAUGGAGGAGGAGGCCGUGCUGCCCGGCGGCUCGGAGGAGACGCUGCUGGACAGACUCUUCAGCUACUACGGCUCCUCAGAGGGAGACGGCAAAGGUAACACCCUCCUCCUGAAGAGCGACAAGCCGCAUCACUUCCUGCUCGGCCACGGGCACGGCACGGACUGGGUGGAGUACAACAUGCAGGGCUGGCUGUGCCACGCCAAGCAGAACCCGGCCUCCCAGAACGCCGCCACCCUGCUGCAGGACUCCCAGAAGAAGAACAUCAGUGGCCUGUUUAUGGGUCGCUCCGGCGGGGCCACGGUGCUGUCGGGCUCCAUCGCCGGCCUGGAGGGCGGCUCCCAGCUGGCCCUGCGCCGGGCCACCAGCAUGAGGAAGACCUUCACCACCGGCAUGGCCGCCGUCAAGAAGAAGUCCCUCUGCAUCCAGAUCAAGCUCCAAGUGGAUGCGCUGAUUGACACGGUGAGGAGGUCCAGGGUGCACUUCGUCCACUGCCUGCUGCCCAAAGCCGACGCCCUGAGCGCCGACCUGAAGCUGCUCGGGGGCCCGUCGCCCCGCGGCGGCGAGGCCGAGCCCCACGGCGAGAGCUGCGACACGGGCCUGAUGCAGCUGGACGUGGGCCUCCUGAGAGCGCAGCUCCGGGGCUCCAAGCUGCUGGACGCCCUGAGGAUCUACAGGCAAGGUUACCCGGACCACCUGGUCUUCUCCGAGUUCCGCCGGCGCUUCGACGUCCUGGCCCCGCACCUGUCCAAGAAGCACGGACGCAACUUCAUCGUGACCGACGAGAAGCGGGCGGUGCAGGAGCUGCUGGAGUCCCUGGAGCUGGAGAAGAGCAGCUAUCACAUGGGACUGAGUCGGGUGUUCUUCCGGGCGGGGGUCCUGGCCAAGCUGGAGGAGCAGCGAGACAUCCAGACCCGGCGGAACAUCACCCUCUUCCAGGCGGCCUGCCGGGGCUACCUGGCCAGACAGUCCUUCAAGAAGCGCAAGAUCCAGGACCUGGCCAUCCACUGCAUCCAGAAGAACAUCCAGAAGAACCGCGGGGUGAAGGGCUGGCCCUGGUGGAAGCUCUUCACCAACGUGCGCCCGCUCAUCCAGGUGCAGCUCAGCGAGGAGCAGAUCCGCGGCAAAGACGAGGAGAUCCAGCAUCUGAAGGGCAAACUGGAGAAGGUGGAGAAGGAGAGGAACGAACUGAGGCUCAACAGCGAUCGCCUGGAGAGCAGGAUUACAGAGCUGUCGUCGGAGCUUGCUGAUGAAAGGAACACAGGCGAUUCGGCCUCACAGCUGCUGGAGUCAGAGACCUCAGAGAGACUGCGCCUGGAGAAGGACAUGAAGGACUUUCAGGCCAAGUUUGACAGCAUGAAGAAGCAGAUGGAGGUGAUGGAGAUGGAGGUGAUGGAGGCUCGGCUCAUCCGCGCCUCCGAGCUCAACGGCGAGAUGGACGAUGAUGACACUGGGGGCGAGUGGAGGCUGAAGUACGAGCGCGCCAUCAGGGAGAUCGAGUUCACCAAGAAGAGGCUGCAGCAGGAGUUUGAUGACAAGCUGGAGGUGGAGCAGCAGAACAAGAGGCAGCUGGAGAGAAGGCUGACUGACCAGCAGGCGGACACGGAGGAGGUGCAGCGCGUGGCGGCGCAGCUGAAGAAGAAGUGCCAGCGGCUGACCGCCGAGCUGCAGGACACCAAGCUGCACCUGGAGGGACAGCAGAGCCGCAACCACGAGCUGGAGAAGAAGCAGCGCAAGUUUGACUCUGAGCAGACGCAGUCUCAGGAGGAGGUGCAGAGGGAGAGGACUCAGAGGGAGAAACUGAGCCGAGAGAAGGACAUGCUGACUGGAGAGGUCUUCAGCCUCCGGCAGCAACUGGAGGAUAAGGACCUGGAGAUGUGCGCUCUGAACCUGAAGGUGGAGCAGCUGGAGGCAGAGCUGCAGGACCUGUCGUCGCAGGAGACCAAGGACGAGGCCUCGCUGGCCAAGGUCAAGAAGCAGCUGCGCGACCUGGAGGCCAAGGUCAAGGAUCAGGAGGAAGAGCUGGACGAGCAGGCUGGCACCAUUCAGAUGCUGGAACAGGCCAAGCUUCGUCUGGAGAUGGAGAUGGAGAGGCUGAGGCAGACCCACUCCAAGGAGAUCGAAAACAAGGACGAGGAGGUGGAGGAGAUCAGACAGUCCUGCAGCAAGAAGCUGAAGCAGAUGGAGGUGCAGCUGGAGGAGGAGUACGAUGACAAGCAGAAGGUGCUCCGCGAGAGGAGAGAGCUGGAAUCCAAGCUGCUAGCCGCCCAGGACCAGGUGAGUGUCCGAGACGUGGAGACAGAGAAACGCCUGAGGAAGGACCUGAAGCGCACCAAAGCCCUGCUGGCCGACGCCCAGAUCAUGCUGGACCACCUAAAGAACAACGCCCCCAGCAAGAGGGAGAUCGCCCAGCUCAAGAACCAGCUGGAGGAGUCGGAGUUCACGGGCGCAGCCGCAGUCAAGGCCCGCAAGGCUAUGGAGGUGGAGAUCGAAGACCUGCACGUCCAGAUGGAUGACAUCUCCAAAACCAAGCUCGCCCUGGAGGAGCAGUUGAGUCGUGUGCAGCGGGAGAAGAACGACCUGCAGUCUCGCAUGGAGGAGGACCAGGAGGACCUCAACGACCUCAUGAAGAAGCACAAGGCUGCCGUGGCACAGUCCUCUCAGCACCUGGCCCAGAUCACGGACCUGCAGGCCCAGCUGGAGGAGGCGCUGAAGGAGAAACAGGACGUCCAGGAGAAGCUCCAGUCUCUGCAGAGCCAGCUGGAGUUCCAGGAGCAGUCCAUGGUGGAGAAGUCGAUGGUCAGCCGGCAGGAGGCCAAGAUCCGCGAGAUCGAGACCAAGCUGGAGUUCGAGAAGACGCAGGUCAAACGCCUGGAGAGCCUGGUGGCACGUCUGAAGGAGAACGUGGAGAAGCUGACGGAGGAGCGGGACCAGCGCAGCGCCAGCGAGACCCGCGAGAAGGAGCAGAACAAGCGCUUCCAGCGGCAGGUCCGCGACAUCAAGGAGGAGAUGGCCGAGCUGUCCAAGAAGGAGGGCGAGGCCAGUCGCAAGAAGCACGAGCUGGAAAUGGACAUCGAGAGCUUGGAAGCAGCCAAUCAGAGCCUUCAGGCAGAUCUGAAGCUGGCCUUCAAAAGGAUCGGCGACCUGCAGGCCGCCAUCGAGGACGAGAUGGAGAGCGACGACAACGAGGACCUCAUCAACAGUUUACAAGAUAUGGUGACUAAGUAUCAGAAACGAAAGAACAAAACUGAGGGGGAGUCGGGCUCCGACUCCGAGGCGGACGAUCGCGUGGACGGGGUGAAGUCGUGGCUGUCUAAAAACAAGGGCUCCGCCAAGAACCUGUCAGACGACGGGAGCCUGAAGAGCUCAAGCCCUCCUUCAAGAAGACGUUACCUCUACGAUCGAUCUGAUGAAGAGGAGGAGGAAGAAGAAAAGGAAGAGGGCGGUGCAUCCCGAAGCUCCUACCGCUCCCGAUACACACGCAGCUACCUGAACGACAGCGACAGCGAGGACAAGGCCUCCGAGACAACAGCAUAGCCGGACUCUCUCACACACACACACACACACAUACACACACACAGACACACACACACACACACACGUUCACAUGGAUGCACAUACUCGCUCAUUUAAAAAAAAAAAAAAAGACUUUUUGCCUCUCGGUGUUGGCCCUCAUCACUAUACUCACCAACACCAGUUCCAGAACCAUCUCCUGUCUCUUGUAAACAGCAUGAAGUAGAGACGGGAGCUCCGUAGGACUCCUCCUGGCUCCCUCUCCACCCCACUAAAUGACCACUCUACUGUACCGCACGUCAGACUGGAAAACACAACACACCGUGACAAAACAACAGAGCUGUCCUAACUCUCCUUCUUAGUUAUCAGUUACAUUGCUGUUACUAGCCCUUUACUUGUACAUAGCGUGGUGAGCUUUAAAAAAGCAUUAGAGUGAUGCGAACUCUUGAGGAUUCACAGCUUCGUCCAUUUUUAUUUAAUUUCCUCCCUACCGUAUCCUCUAUCUUCUCCUCCUCCUCCUCCUCCUCUUCUUCCUCUUCGUCUUCUCGCUCGCCGCUCUUUUCUCUGUAAGCCCAGUGCCUCUGAUGAUGAUGAAGGCUCUGUGCUGUGUCCAGCUCGCGCUGUUCGAUAACUCCUCGCUGCCUGGCUUCCUGUCCCUGGGCCACCCUAAGGGCCUCGACUGCUCACCUGCAUCCCAACCAGUACUGAGCCAAAGACUGCUAGCAUGACUCAAGACAGCCAGAAACUUCCAUUUAAUGUUUUUUAUUUUAUUUUUUUUUCUGCGGCAUCAUUAAGAGUUAAGAACAGGAAGUUGUUUGAAAUAAAAAGAGACCGAGAGAGAGACAGCAGACAUUGAGAGAGAGAGAGAGAGAGAGAGAGAGAGAGAGAGAGAGAGAGUGACAGACAGAUAGACAGACAGACAGAGAGAGGAAGAGGGAGAAAAUAAGUACCAAGAAAGGGCCUUUUGUAGUGAGAGCCUGUGCAUAUACGGAGGUGGAGCUUUUUUACUUUGGCUCCCCAGAGAGGGGAGAGUAGGGGGAAGAGAAGUGCCGCCAAUUUAAGCGGGCGCUCCCCUGCAGCUGUUUCCUCUGCCAGCUGUGUCUCUCCGCGUGUGCGCUCGCUGAACUGCUGAGCUCCCCUCUCUUCUCAGAUAGCGCUCGAGAGGAAGAAGAGAGAGAGAGAGAGAGAGGAGAAGGAGGAGGAGGAGGAGGGAGAGGGGGAGAGAUAUGGUGUUUGUUUUUUAACUUGAUUGAUGGCGGGGGACAAAGUAAGACUAUAGAGCUAGCAGUUUGUUUAACGAAAAGUGCACUGUCGCUAUUGUUUUGCCGCCUCAACUUUGUUGUGAUGUAUGUUUGAGGAAAAAAAAGAAAAGAAACAAAAAACAGAAAACAAAAACAAACAAACAAGGGUGAGGAAGAAAAACCGAGCGCCUUCGCUGUAUGGAAAUUCAUUUUUUUUGCGGCCCUUAAACUCACCCCACGAAAUGCCUUGUCUGGUUUUAUUUUUUCGAUUGAACUCACUGAAGUACUCACAGUUGUGGUUGUGAUUGGUCUCUGGCUCAGCUUUGAGUUUUGUGUUUCUCUUUGAUGUUCUGAUGCUUUUCUUAAUCUAGUUGAUCAUAGACAGCCGUGGCUUUCCAAAGGGAAUGUACUUGAUAUUGGGUACGGUGCUGUGUGGUAAUGGUUAUCUCCUUAACUAUCUUAACUCCUCGCUGCGCAGCUGCAGUCGUAUAAAAAAAAAAAUACUGGACAACCAAUGGCUCUCGAAACAUCUCUUGAAACAAGAUGAGGAAGAUCGGAGAAACUGCCUCGUACACGAGGCAUCGGAGCAGGUUUGAAUGGAUACUUGUUACAGAACACGUACUGUGAAAUCCUCUUUUGAGCCUCUGAAGAAGACACCGCAGUAUUCUGGCCUUACCCUAUGACUAUAACACUCUUUCAUCGAGAAGAGGUGCACUUUUGACCUGGACAAACAGGCUCCUCUGGAUUUUAUGGUUGCCUAUAUUGUAUUCUUUCGCUUGUUGCCAUAGUAUUUAUGAACUAGCAUCGAUGAGUUGAGCACAUGCCAAAAUGCAUAUGGUUACACAGAUUUUAGCAGUGGGUGUAUGGAUUUAUUUGCUACUUUGUUUUUGAAGGGAGAUUGUGAUUGUAUUUUACACACAAGUCUAUGACUAUCCUAUUUUCUAUGCAGUUGAUAUUAAGUUGAAAGGUGAGUGUGUUUUUAUCUUCUGGUUUUCAUCAACUUUGCUCAUUAAACCACAAAAAAGACAUGCAGACAUAACAUUGCUGGCUGUACACAUUAAUAUAAAUAUAUAUAAAUAUCUGUAUGAUUCAUUUUAGCUUCCAAAAUAGUUCAUGUUUAUUUUCUUUAUUGAACAAAUGACCACUUGUUAUAAGUAAUAAUUUUGCAUUACAAUUUAAUAUAUUGUAAAUAAAUGAUGGUGAUUGUUUUAGAAGGUCUCAUCUGGCUCAUUUUUGUCAGUUGUGUUUUUGCUUUGAAAUGUUCAUUUGCUUAAUGUCAUUGUGUAAAUAUGCAUACAACAUAAUCAGAAAUAUGACUUGAGUAUUUUCUGUUUUGCAUUAGACGAUAAAUGUGACUAUGAUCUCGCAGUAUA